AUGAUUUGGGGAGGACUUCGGCCUAUUUUGUCUCAUGUUAUAAUUGAUUCUUGGACACUCUUUGGACUUGGAUAUGUGGUUGUGACGAAACCUUCCACUGGAAAAGCAUUUUUGCUGGUUGUGAUUGCGGCACUGUCGGUGUUCUUCACUGGCAGUUCUUUCACCAACCGAUGGAGCAUUACAUUUCCAAUGAUCCCACUGUUGGCACUUCAACUAGUGAUUCGACCCAUUGUAUAUCGAUCAGCACAAAAGAAUGGACAAAACAGGAGUCUUUGUGGAACCUACAUGGUUGGCUUACCGAGUAUUCUCUUGGUCUUGAUUGCUGCCGCUUUGGCGGUUCUGUUUCCAGCGAUCGAAUUGCCCUUGGCGUUUCCAUCCAAAUACAAUGUGGGCGUUGUGGAUGUCUUUUUGCCAGCAGAUAUAGUAUAUAAAACAGAUGCACCGGGAGUCCAUCAAGAUGCCCGAAAGAAGACAGUCGAUCACGUGACCGUAAGGAUCCUGUACCCAACAUUGGAGGAACCAAACGAUCCUGUCUAUCAGUUGAAACCAGAGACAGCAGAGCACUUUUGCUACGAGACCAUGAAGUAUGGGGCACCACCACCGUUGCGAAAAUAUGAUUGGAUGCUGCACAAUUGGAGAUUGGCCAAACUCCCUGCCACUCGAAAUGCGCCCCCAACUAUGAGCAAUAACGAACAACCAUUUCCGAUUGUUGCCUUUUCUCACGGUCUCGGUGGAAAUGCGGAAAUUUAUUCCUACCAGACUCUAUCUUUGGCAGCUAGUGGACAUGUUGUCGUAGUAGUCGAGCAUACGGAUGGAUCUGGGCCAGUAGUUUCCCGUCAGGAUGGUACUGUGCUUCUUCGGCAAACUCGAGUAGAAGAGGAUUGGCAUAAUGGUGAUCUUGAAAACUAUCGGAAAACCCGAAGAGCCAUGGUGGAAUUCCGUUCCCAAGAACUUUUGGCGGCAGUCAAUGCAAUGAAAGCGAUCAACGAACAAAACAUCCCUGCCCUAGAAUCCCUUGGUAUUGAUUUUGUUGGGAAAUUAAAUGUUGACGAGAUUCAUUACAUGGGACAUUCCUUUGGUGCAGCCACCGCAUUGUACGCUGGCCUGCAACAACGGCCAACUUCCAUUUUGGCCCAUGACCCCGUUUCUGGAUGGCUUCCCGAUCAAGUGCGGUAUACGUUGUACGAUUUGGCUCGAGUCGAGAGAGCGGCGGCAAACUAUUCGUACUACUGGGUCGACGACGAAGAAUUGGAAAAAUCUGCGGAAUACUUGGGUCCAUCCAUUCAUGACAUUCCGACGCUGAUUCUCUUUAGCCACGAAUGGCACUCGCAGGACUGGGAAGGGGCGCAGCUCUUAAUGGACAUGUCAGCAAGAAACCUGCUGGGUAAUGGAAGCACCAAAUUCCAGGUACAAGUGAUUGACGGGGCCACACACAAUGAAUUCAGUGAUACUUCCAUGAUGACUCCAACAUGGUUGGCCCGAGCGACUGGAUUGACAGGAGAACGCCCUCCAAUGGAUACCGCAUGGGACGUUCGAAAAGCUACAUGGGAAUUUUUGAAAGACCUACGGGUCAAAUAA
Messenger RNA from Cylindrotheca closterium, 1578 nucleotides. The record is from the annotation of a GenBank genome assembly. Lineage: Eukaryota; Bacillariophyta; Bacillariophyceae; Bacillariales; Bacillariaceae.